Molecule: messenger RNA, 992 nt
Organism: Laetiporus sulphureus 93-53
Lineage: Eukaryota; Fungi; Basidiomycota; Agaricomycetes; Polyporales; Laetiporaceae
Exons: 4
Coding region: 61-627 (188 amino acids)
Source: RefSeq, a predicted model, not a curated record
CCUUCGUUCACAUCGUCGGUCUCGCUCUUCAACAACGCACUACUGUAUCAGAAAUUGAGAAUGGGGAGUGCAGCGUCCAAACCAGCUCGUCAUUUCUCAAAGUCGGUCAAGCCCAAAUGGGCUGGUACGCGUACUACAAACCCCAGUGAGGCCACAACUUCUCAGUCCGCCAUGCCUCAAGCAUCGGAGAUUAGGAACGAAGCUAUUGAACGAGAUUCAGUGGAUCCACAGUUCUUGGCCAACCUGAGCAAGCUAGGACAGGUAAGAGUAGAUCAUCACAUGCAGACCAUCCGGCCAGCCGCAGAUCGCGCGCAACGCAUCAUUCAGAGCAGAAUGGAAUCUGAGGUUGAGGCCCGCUCCGCACGCCCAAGUCGGAACCACCUUCUGGCAACUUCUCUCCUCGAUCUAUUGCAUGAACGACAGACCGCCACGAACAGCGAGCAACUUCAAACGCUUACCGAUCAAUACGAUAUUGAUCUUGCAAGGCUUGAGAGCGUGGCACGAUUCGUGAACGGUUCUAGCGUUGAGGAGGGAUCGGUUAAGAAAGUGGUCGAUGACGAUGGGGUGGAGAGGAUCACCAUGAAGGCUGCGUGGAAAGAUCCCAAACUCAACGAGAAGACUCCGUAACUGCCGUUCAACAGUACCGGUCAUUCUGGCUGCUCCUGCGGAUGUUCUGGAUAGCCACAUUCCCGGCCAGCGGCUCGACAGACAUUCUGGAGCAUUGGAAGCCCAUCUGGAGAGACGAAGCGUCGAUAUCUCCAAUUGGCCUCUGCCGUGCAUCAGGUCAGCGACAUGCUCUUGGGGUCACUCUCGACGAUACGACAAGAUGUCCGGAAUGGCACGUAUUGUAUUUGCUGUUUGCUACUGCAUAACGUAGGUCUUCGCGCCUCUGUCAGGCACUGUCGCUCAGCGCUAGCAAUAUGCACUUGCCGUCGUUAGAUCUCAUGUCCUCGAUUGACAGACAAUGCGUUACGAUGACGAUUUCCCUUUCC